GCGCGUGCGUUCGGCCAUAGAGCUGUCCAUUGUGUCUGUCUGCGUCUCAACGGCGAGAGACUUUACAGUAGAUCCGCGUACAGUCUAUUUCUGAUCUAAUACCUGUUAUUUUUAAGCCUCUGGAUCGCUUUCGAAGAGAGGAAUCUAGCGCACCCAACUAAAAGGACCCAUUCAACAGGUUGUUUUAAGUCUUUCAAUGCUCUAGCCGUCCGGUUCCCCCUACGGAUUUACAGGAGGAGCAAACAUGCCUUUGGGACUCAGGAAAAAGAAAAAUAAGUCGAGGGAAAGCUCGAACUUAGUGGAGAACGAGGAGGUGAGCGGGCACCCAGGUGUCGGGAAGUCGGCGGUGAACGGUGGCGGAGUCGGCGGACUCCCUGCUCCACCUGCAAGCCUCCGACCGAAACUCGUGUUUCACACGCAGCUCGCGCACGGGAGUCCCACGGGGAGGAUCGAGGGCUUCACGAACGUCAAAGAGCUGUACAGUAAAAUAGCCGAAGCGUUUAAUUUAAGUCCGGAUGAGAUCCUAUUUUGCACACUCAACACCCACAAAAUUGAUAUGGAAAAGCUGCUGGGAGGGCAGAUAGGACUGGAGGACUUCAUCUUCGCUCAUAUAAAAGGGAUCAAAAAGGAGGUGGAGGUGUACAAAACCGAGGAUGCACUUGGGCUCACCAUCACAGACAAUGGAGCUGGAUACGCCUUCAUAAAGCGUAUCAAAGAGGGCAGUGUGGUGGAUGGGGUGAAGGUGAUCUGUGUGGGAGAUCAUAUCGAAAGCAUUAACGGAAAGAACAUAGUGGGGAUGCGGCACUAUGAGGUGGCGCGAAUGCUGAAGGAGCUUCCGAAAGAUCAGUCCUUCACCCUCAAACUGAUGGAGCCCAUGAAAGCCUUCGAGAUGCUUGAACCAAGGUCAAGAGGAGGCGGAGGCGGAGGCAAAUCCUCAGGAGAGGGCAAGAUCGGCACAGGCAGAGAAACGCUCAGGUUGCGCUCAAAGGGUCCUGCAACCGUCGAGGAGAUGCCCAAUGAGUUUGAAGAGAAGGCAGUGAAGAAAGUGGAUGAUCUUCUUGAGAGUUACAUGGGCAUUCGAGACACUGAAUUAGCGGCCACAAUGGUGGAGGUGGGCAGAGACAAGAAGAACCCUGACGAGUUCGCCAUGGCUCUGGACCAGGCUCUCGGUGACUUUGCCUUCCCGGAUGAGUUUGUGUUUGACGUCUGGGGAGCCAUCGGUGACGCCAAACAGGGACGGUUUUAAACGCUGCUACAUACACUGAAAUACUGCACAACUCUCAACAUGAUCCCCUUGAUUUCAGCUGUUUAUAGCUAGCAUACAGAACAUUUGACUUUAUGUGACCGAUAUAAAUAAUAGUCAAUAUCACCACAUAAUACAAUCUCAAGCCUUUAAAAAAAACCUCCAACAGCAUUUAGUCACCCAGUUUUGACCUAUUUCUGUGGGUAUAUAUGAUAUUUAACACAAGCAAAGGGAAAGGGUGAUGUUUGAAACUUGUUUUGUAUAGAAUAAAGGAUAUACAUCUGUUGUCUUUUUAGAGCAAUUUUAGAUUUUUAAUUUAUUUAAUAAAGCGAUAAAAUGUUUGAUUUUGAAAAAAGAAAUUGCAGCGUCAAUAGCUGAUUCAGAAUAUACACAUGAACAUAAAAACGUCAUAUUAACCAUUAAAACGGUGCCAUACACUUAAUUUAAGAAAUUCCACAAAUGAAUUGGUAUCAUAUUGUUGAUUUUGUUGUUUUGAGUUUAUUGUAAAAUACAAUCUAUAAGGGAUCACUUUGUAUGAUAGACGUAUGUUUAUUUUUGUGUGCCUUCACUUUUGUGUUGUCAAUUUAAUUUUGUAUAAACAAUUUCUAUUGCGCUCAAAUCACAAGAUUUGUCUUUGCCUGAUUUGUUUCACAUUAAAGGUGAAAAA
Pimephales promelas (fathead minnow) is the source of this 1910-nucleotide messenger RNA. RefSeq names its product GIPC PDZ domain containing family, member 2 (gene gipc2). NCBI's taxonomy places the organism in Eukaryota, Metazoa, Chordata, Actinopteri, Cypriniformes, Leuciscidae. The record is from RefSeq and is a predicted model, not a curated record. Gene Ontology annotation, molecular function: protein binding.